CCAAUGUUACUUUCUUUUUCCUUUUUGGAGUAUUUUAGCUUUCCAGAGGAGACCUUUUGUAGCUUUAAUUUUUUAUAGUUAAUUCUUCAUUAUCUUUGUUUAAUUCUAUGGACCACGUCUUUGUACAGAAAUUUACUGCUGCAAAUAGAGUCGCGUAUAGGCUCUUUAUUCUAGAAUUUCUGCAAUAGAUGUUUAUGCGUAUUUGCUGCGACUGAUCUGUAUUGUUUAGUGUGGAUUACUCUUCCAGUCUUUGCAAAAUCUGAGUGCUUUUUAUUUCAUGGUGUUUGGUUGAAGAACAUUUUUGCAGAAAGUGAAAUUUUCUUUGAAAAAAACUCUUCUAAUAAAUUUUUGAACCAAACGCCAGUAAGACAAUCAACUUAGCUAGCGUUUAAACAUAGAUUUGGUUGAAACUUGAAAAAGUUGAAAUGAGUUUUUGAAGUUGUGUUUGAAAAAUAAUUUUUGGAAGUUGAAGUUGUGUUUGGAUGUGCAUUUUUUGGGGAAAAGCUUGAAGUUUCGUGAAUGGAAGAAAAAUUUCACCCAAGAACUGCCCUAAACUAGUUUUUGGGAACUUGAAAUUUUUUUUUUAAUUUUUUACAAAAACUGAUCUGUCCUAUGAACAAACAAUGUUUUCAAUUUUGUUUUUGAAAAAAUGUUCCCAAAAUCUAUGGCCAAACUAGUGCUUAAUCACUUCAGAGAUUUCUGCACGAAAGCUGAAGGGGUGCACUUUGAGUUUUGACCUUCUCCUGAUCUGUUCAGCACGUUUCCUACUGUUUUUUUUUUUUCUUUAGGUUAAUUUGUCUGAUCAUUGGUCACUUCUGUGUUAUAGUAGCUUUAUCUUUGUUUUUAAUGUGUUAUUUCAAUUUUAACCUUCAUAGUUUCAUGCGGUUGAUUUGUCUGAUCAUGCCUUUUGUUCUUAUAUUGUUUUCUGGCCAAAUCUUCCCUCUUUUUUCUAUUUGCAUGGACAGGUAUAUACUUGUAAAAAACAUACUGUACUUUUUUUCAUAUUGAACAUAUAUGGCAUUGCCUAUCUCUUUGUGUGAGGGGAUGAUUGAUGCGCCCUUUGGGAUUUAUACUCUUCCUUGCAUGGUCUCGGGAGUUAAGAUGAAUGGGUUUCAGAGUGGCAAGAAUCGCAAUCACGAUAAACCUUCUCCAGGAUGCUUGGGACGAAUGGUGAACCUUUUUGAUUUAAAUUCAGGGGUGACAGGAAACAGACUGCUUACAGAUAAACCACAUCGUGAUGGUUCUCUGUUGAGGAGCCAAUCAGAUGUGGUGAGGUUGUUGCCUUCUGAGGAUCAAGUAGAAGAAAAAAUGAUUGUCUCAGAUUUGAAGAGGACUAGCUCAAACAGGAAAUCAAAUGGAACACCAAUAAAGAUGCUUAUAGCCCAAGAAAUGUCCAAGGAAAUAGACUCUCGUCAUAAUCCACCUAGUGUUGUUGCCAAGCUGAUGGGGCUUGAUGCUCUUCCGGCUCAGAAAUCUAUUCCAGCUGUAAGAAGUCAUUUUGGAGGUCAUUCACGGUGUCAUACAGAUUCCUCCUUCAGCUAUUGCCAGCACGAAAACGAAUCCUUGGUGGAAGAAAUGCAGCAAGAAUUUCAUCAAUAUCCUGAACAGAAUGAAUAUAAAGAUGUAUAUGAAGUUUGGCAGCACUCCCCAAAAAUGAACUGUGUGAGAAGUAAAUCCCCACAAAAGGCAAGACACAAUGAAACUAGUUUUGAGAAGAAGUCGGCUUUUGUUCGUCAGAAGUUUAUUGAAGCAAAAUGUUUAUCCAUAGAUGAACAACUUCGCCAGUCUAAGGAAUUCCAAGAUGCAAUAGAUGUCUUAAGUUCCAACACAGAUCUGUUCCUCAAGUUUUUGCAAGAACCGAAUCAGAUGUUCUCUCAGCAUUUAUAUAAUUUGCAGUCUAUACCUCCUCCUCCUGAGACAAAGCGAAUAACUGUUCUAAGACCAUCGAAGAUGGUUGAUGAUUGCAAAUUUGGUGGAUCAGUGAAGAAAAAUGAGGAGAUAAACAGAGUUAAGGGAAACAGGGCCAAAAACCAUAUUGCAUUUACCCCUCCUACAGCAAGUUGGAAUAUUGAUGAAAAUCAUGCUCAACCUACACGGAUAGUCGUGUUAAAACCAAGCAUCGGUAAGACUCACAACUUUAGGGCUGCAAACUCUUCACCGUCUGCAUCACCAAGAGUAUCACAAGCUGAAACAAGUUUUGUCAACAUGGAGGCUGAUGAAGCUCAAGAAUCAAGAGAAGUGGCAAAGGCUAUCACACAGCAGAUGCGAGUAAACAUAGGUACACAUCAAAGGGAUGAAACAUUAGUUUCUUCUGUAUUUUCGAAUGGCUACAUUGGUGACGAAAGUUCAUUUAAUAAGUCUGAAAAGGAGUAUGCAGCUGGAAAUCUUAGUGAUUCUGAAGUCAUGUCACCAGCUUCUAGACACUCAUGGGAAUACAUAAAUAGGUUUGGCAGUCCUUAUUCUUGCUCCUCCAUGAGCCGUGCUUCUUAUUCUCCUGAAUCUUCAGUUUCCAGAGAAGCCAAGAAGCGACUUUCUGAGAGAUGGGCGAUGGUGGCAUCUAACGGGAGUUGUCAAGAACGAAGACCAAUGAGGAGAAGCUCCAGCACUUUAGGCGAGAUGCUUGCUCUCUCUGAUAUUAAGACGGCAGGAAGAAUAGAGCAGGAAAGUAGCAAAGAAGAUCCCCAGAUUCCUAAUUCCAACUCAGUGAGUAAUUCCAAAGAUGAUGAAGGUAUCAACAAGUCGCCAAGGAAUCUUUUGAGGUCCAAGUCUGUCCCUGUAUCUUCCAGUGCAUUCGGUGCACAGUUGAAUGUGGGCGCCCCAGAUCAUGUGACUGGAGAAAAUGACCUUCCCAAGCAGACAACGAAGCCUAGAAGUACAAAAUCAUCACUGAAAGGGAGGGUCUCAAAUCUUUUUUUCUCUAGGAACAAAAAGCCAAACAAAGACGAAGCUAAGUGUUCGCAGUCCAAUGAUGAAUUGCAGACAGGUGCAAAACCUUUACAUUCUCUAUCAAAAGUUGACAAAUAUAGUAGUGAAUUCCAUGAUGAUUCCGGGGUUGAGUCUUCAGCAACCAAUCUUCGCGAAUCCUCAUUCACACUGGCUUGCGAAGAUGUGGCUGGGAAGCAAGCCACAACCUCCCCUGAGGUUGCACUCUCUGAAGCAAGAUCUUUGCGCGCUGGACACCCAUGUGAAAACCAGGACCAACCGAGUCCUAUAUCAGUUUUGGAAACACCAUUUGAAGAGGAUGAACAUCCAGCACAUAUAUCAUCAGCCGGUAUCAAGCUGGACCGUCAUGCAGGUACCGAGUUGUCUCUUCACCCUAUAAGGUCCAAUUUGAUCGAUAAAUCUCCUCCAAUAGGAUCGAUUGCUCGUACAUUGUCAUGGGACGAUUCCUGUGCAGAUACAGCCAGUUCAGCAUGUGUAAGACCAUCAUCGUCUACUCAGCGGACAGAGGAAGUAGAACGUGAAUGGUUCUCUUUUGUUCAAACACUACUAACCAUGGCCGGCCUUGAUGAAGUGCAAUCUGAUGCUUUCUCGACCAUGUGGCACUCUCCUGAAAGCCCUUUGGACCCAUCACUCAGAGAAAAAUACAUUGAUCUGAAUGAGAAGGAGACAUUACAUGAGGCUAAGCGAAGGCAAAGGAGAUCAACCCAAAAGCUUGUGUUCGAUUGUGUAAAUGCAGCUUUAUUAGAUAUUGCAGGAUAUGGGCCAGACAACUGCCAAAGAGCCAUACCUUAUGUUGGGGUCCAUAAUAAUCAGCCGCAGGGAACUAGAUUGAUAUUGGUGGACCAAGUGUGGGACCGGAUGAAGGAAUGGUUUUCUAGUGAGGUGAAAUAUCUCUCUUGUGAUGCGGAGGACAUAAACAGCCUGGUGAUGGAAGGAAUGGUGACGAAGGAGGUGAUGGGGAAACGGUGGCUUGAAAGUUUUAGAUUAGAAUUAGCCAAUGUAGGGAUGGAAAUUGAAGGAAAGUUGCUUGAAGAGCUUGUGCAUGAAUCUGUCAUUGAAUUGGCAGGUAGAUUGUGAUGAAUCUUGUCCACUUAAUUCUUCUUCUUUUAAGUUUUUUUUCCCUUGCGCAAUUAUAUAACAUUAUUGUUUGUGUAUUAUUGUAUUUGCCAACAACCUUGCCCACCGGUAAUUGUUUAAUGUUGUGAAGUGUCUGCAGAUCUGUACUAACUUUUAUAUCUGGAAUUGUUUUGUACAUUUAUGCUUUGACCCAAUUAUAGAAAUAGAAUGCAAGCGGUCCUAUGGUUAAC
Nicotiana attenuata is the source of this 4250-nucleotide messenger RNA. RefSeq lists its product as uncharacterized. The record is from RefSeq and is a predicted model, not a curated record. The coding region runs from base 1015 to 4020 and encodes 1001 amino acids. NCBI's taxonomy places the organism in Eukaryota, Viridiplantae, Streptophyta, Magnoliopsida, Solanales, Solanaceae. The transcript has 5 exons.